Messenger RNA from Trachymyrmex septentrionalis, 3053 nucleotides. It is a transcript of the gene DCP1, whose product is annotated as mRNA-decapping enzyme-like protein. The transcript is spliced from 5 exons. Gene Ontology annotation, biological process: deadenylation-dependent decapping of nuclear-transcribed mRNA; deadenylation-independent decapping of nuclear-transcribed mRNA; positive regulation of catalytic activity. Gene Ontology annotation, cellular component: P-body. Bases 83 to 1546 code for a protein of 487 amino acids. Gene Ontology annotation, molecular function: mRNA binding; enzyme activator activity. NCBI's taxonomy places the organism in Eukaryota, Metazoa, Arthropoda, Insecta, Hymenoptera, Formicidae. The record is from RefSeq and is a predicted model, not a curated record.
UUGUGCUGAUGCAGUAUGCGCCAAGCGUCUGCUAUCUAGCUAUGUUCCAAAAUUCACUGCUAGCGCUAAAAAUCUACAGUUUAUGUUACAUAUACUGUACAUUUUCAGCACUGGCAGCAAAUUUUGGAACAUAGCCCUAGCAUCUUAUGACGGCAGCCUAGAAACUAUCGUCAAUAUUGGAAGCAUGACGGAUCGAACGGAGCUGAGAAUGAACGUGGCUGCUUUGAAACGAGUUGACCCCUAUGUGAAGGAUAUUUUGGAAACUGCGACCCACGUCGCUCUGUAUACAUUUAACGCGGAUGAAAAUGAAUGGGAAAAAACUGACAUCGAGGGUGCUCUGUUCUUGUAUUCAAGGAAUGGCGAGCCAUACAACAGUAUUCUCAUAAUGAACAGAUUAAAUACAAACAAUCUAGUGGAACCAGUUGCUCCAGGUUUAGAUUUACAACUGCAGGAACCGUUUCUGCUCUAUAGAAAUUCUAGGUGCAACAUCUAUGGUAUUUGGUUUUAUGAAAAAGAGGAAUGUGUACGCAUCGCAAAUAUGUUAAAUAAACUUCUAAAAGAAUGUGAAGAAAAUCGCAAAAUCACUAAUAAACCGUUACUGAAGGCUAAAAAAACCUCUGGACCCAAUGUAAACAACGUGGAUAUAUUCAGCAUGCUUAGCAAGGCACAGGAGGACUUUAACACAAGCAGAGGUAGCGGUGGAGGUGGCGAAGGCGAUAGCGGUAACACAAUAAUAGGAUCAAAGUCUCCAUCGGUUACACCCAUGACCGACAAUAUUUCUGGACCUCUAGCUGCUCCCUUAGGACCUGACGUCACUUCUCAAAGUGUAAUGGACUUCUUUGCUAAAGCCAAGGUGAAUACUGGACACUUCAAAGCAGGCGACCAACCUACUCCAGGAAAUACAGUUGUGGUCGAAAGUAAACCUUUACUUGCACGUUUAAUGUCUCAUCCAGCAGCGCAUACUUUAGAACAUAUUGAGAAACAGCAGAGAUCUGUGACACCCCAACCAUCUCAUCAGUCACAACCGACAACGAUUCCAUCCACAAACAAAUCUAAAAAACGAAGUAAAGCAACUUUGCAACAAGAAUCGAUAAUAUCCACAUCAGCGCCGAUUUCCCAAGAUUUACCGCCGCUACCUGUUACUCAAAAUGUUAACGAUUCAAAUGCGUCGACUGGAUUCCUCAGGAUACAGUCGCCAUCUAACGUAACGUCUUCUACUCUAAGAAAUCAUCAAGUUUCCAACAUUACUAAUACCAACAAUGCCAAUCCACUUGCGUCAUUAUUCGCUCAUGCUUCCGGAAGUACGUCGUCAGACGAUAUUAUCCCGGCAGCGUCUACAUUGUCAGGAAGAGGCUCGGCACCAGCAUUGAUACCACCUGUGAUGUUUGCCGCUCCUAGCCCACCUGAAUCCUUAAACCGACCGUUAGAGCCACUAACGAGGAAUCAACUUUUACAAGCAUUCAAUUAUUUGUUGAAAAGCGAUCCGGAUUUUAUCAACAAACUUCAUGAGGCCUAUGUCAAAUCAUUUGGAGAGAUACUUUCUUAAACUCAUUAUAUUGUAUUAAUUGCAAAAAAAACUCAUUGUAAGGGUUAUGACUGAACAAAAGGAACAUCACUAAGCUAAAUCUCAAUAUUCCUACAUUACGUGCAUGUACAUACAUAGAUUAUAUGUAAUGCUCGACCUUCAAUUGAGAAGAUAAGCACAGUUUCUUUUAAAGAAAAGGAAAAUUUCUUUUUUGGCCGAAGAUUAGAAAGCCGAUAUGGAAUAGAACAUACAAUAUAAUACCUUGAACAGUAUUUUUAUAAAGGAAUGCGCUUUCUUUCGAGAUGACAAAGUAAAGAGGAUGAACGAGCAGGGACUCAUAUAACGAAGUAUGGUACGAAUGAGAAAUUGCAUCUUAAAGAAAUGGACUUGUUAUGAAUGGUAUAAUUAUAUACACACAUAUAUAUAUAUACACACACAUUAUAUAUAUAUAUAUAUAUAUAUAUGUGUGUGUAUAUGUAUGGAAUUGAAUGGUUUUUAAACUGUGAUGCCAAAACAUUUAUAUUAUACGUGCGUUUUAUGAUUGAAAUUUCAAUACAGCACGAAAUCAUUUUUUUGAGCUGAGUAAAUCAUAUGAAAACCUAUUUUAUAGAGUAAUGACGUAUCCUCUCUAUAUACCGGAUACCAAUAUGGUACGUGUAUGUUAUCGAUGAAAAGCAACAAAUAAAUACAGACAAGAUGCAAUGAAAAGACAAUUAAAAUAUACUUUACUUUUUUUUUCAUUCCUCACAAGUAACAUGUAUAAAAUAAAGUCUAGGCAAACCUGUACGUAUUUAUUUAGUCAUUAUUAUGUCGUACUAUCACAAUACAAUGUUUAUAUGAAAUACGCUUAAAAAAUAUUAUAUGAAGAAAAGGUACACAAUUCACAAAUUGGCUGUGAUUCAAGUCGCAACGGCGACUUGAACGAAAAAUUUUAUGUCGCUUACACAAAUUUACUUUCUAUUGAAUUUUCUUAUAGAUUAUUACGAAAUAUAUAAUCUUCCCUCACUUUUUAUUGGCGUGUACUAUUCGUGAAUUAAAAUUACGUACUAAUAUUUUUAGGGAACAGAGUUCAAUAAUUGCAACGUUAAAAACGUUCUCGCAUCAUUAUUGUAACUCGAUAAUAUCAUCAAAUUUAAUGUAUCAUUCAAGGUGAUAAAAAAUACAUGUUCUAUAUUUACAAUCCUAUAAUGACAUAGAAACGUAUCAUAUACUUUAUGUCAUCGUAUCGUCAUGUUUAAAGGAUCGAAAAAUGUUGAUCCAUUCUCACUCUUUGAUCUCGCGAUGUUGACAUGCGUGUCAUGUCGACGUUUCGAGGAAAUGCAACGAGUAAUACAUUAUCAUUAUGAGAUACAAUUUACAGUAGUUGCUUUCUUCGUAGAAUUCACAGCCAAGUGGAGCCUUCGACGGCCCGCUAGCUUUCUAAACAGCCAUUUAUUUGGUACAUGACUCUGUGGAAUCUUGCAAACUUGCAUACACACACACAUACGCACACACAGGCUAUAUUUCUUAUAUACAUUGUAAAAAAUCC